Molecule: messenger RNA, 1039 nt
Organism: Anthonomus grandis grandis
Lineage: Eukaryota; Metazoa; Arthropoda; Insecta; Coleoptera; Curculionidae
Gene: MrgBP
Product: MRG/MORF4L-binding protein
Exons: 3
Coding region: 120-767 (215 amino acids)
Biological process (GO): regulation of transcription by RNA polymerase II
Cellular component (GO): nucleus; NuA4 histone acetyltransferase complex
Source: RefSeq, a predicted model, not a curated record
UGUCAAAGUCAAUGUCAAUGACGACUGAUCUUUGUUGACAAAAAUAGUUUAGCUUACAAUUUUCCGGUCGAAGAAUGGUUUCGAUUUUAAAAUCUCUUAUAAAAUAAUUUUGUCCGAAAAUGGAGGAUAUUGAAUGGACCGUCGUGAAUGAAGGACAACUUUUAGACGCGAUGGUGGGGCACAAGCCUGUAGGUAUCAACAAAUAUUUCCAAAUGGCCCUAAUAUGCGACAAGUUCGCCAACAACCUUUGCAAAGAUGUUGAUCCAGAAAAAAUCUGGGAGCAUUUACAAACAAUGUACAACCUAGAGGCUCUGGAUGAGAAUGAAUCAAUACCCUUUCCAAACCAUGAAAAAGAAUUUUCACUUCCAGAUUCUGAAUUUGGAGAGUUAUUGAAAAAAGUCGUUGAGGAAACUUUUGUAGAACCUUCUAAAGGAGGCAAAGAACUAAAAAAUGAGGAUGUCAAGUCCCCAAAUAAACCUAUCAAGGAGGCAACUCCUAGAAGGGAUAGUAAGGAGGGAAAAGAUAAUACUAAAGCUACUCCUGCCAAAAAAGAAGUUAAGAAAGAGCCUGAGAAGAGUGUGAAGCAGGGUGCAAAGGGGCGCAGUGCCACACCAAAGGAAGAUAAAAAAUUCAAAGGAGAUGACACACCCAAACCUGCCAAGAGAACUAGGGGCAGCCUAAAAACUAGUAAUGACGAUUCAGGAUCAAGUGGGAAAUCUAGUCCUGUGACUGUGACACCUACAGGAGGGAAAAGAAGACGAAUAUAAGUAAUGACAACAUUCCAUUUGUUUGUCUUAAAAUAAAUAGUUUAGGGGCCAACAAAAGUAUACAGGUAAUAAGAAAGAAAUACAGGGUAGUAUUUCAUGUUGUUUGAUUGUCAAGAAAACUAUAUUGUAAGUGAUAAAAUCCCCUAAUUGUUUAAACUCUGUUUUAUAUGAUUUCUGAUUAUUUCUAGUAGUUGUUGUUAGCUACUAUAGCAAAAUAUUGAUUUGUUUAUUUGGAAGAUUUUUUGUAUAAAAUUAAACUUAAGUUAAUUAUG